GCAGGCAUAUGACAGAAGUACAUGUAGGAGAAAAACUUUUUAAAUGUGAUGUAUGUGAAAUGUCAUUUGUUUCCAAACAAUAUCUUACAAGACAUCAGACAGCACAUACAGAUGUAAAAACAUUUAAAUGUGGUAUUUGUGAUCAUGCAUUUAGAGAAAAGAAUGAUCUUCAGGUACAUAUGAGUGUACACACAGGUAAUAAACCAUUCAGAUGCAAUUUUUGUGGCAGUUCAUUCAGUCUUAAUAAAUAUCUUACAGAUCAUAAAAGAACACAUACUGGAGAGAAGCCUUUUAAAUGUGAUGUUUGUGACAAGUCAUUCAGUCAUAGAACUAAUCUUAAAAGACAUAAGAGGAUACAUACUGGAGAAAAACAAUUUAAAUGUAGUAUAUGUGAUAGUGUGUUUAGAGACAAGGGCUAUCUUACUAAACAUAAAAUAAUUCAUACAGGAGAAAUGCCGUUUAAAUGUAAUAUUUGUGAUGCAUCAUUUCGUUUUGAACCAAAUCUUGUAAGGCACAUGAGAAUCCAUACAGGAGAAAAGCCAUAUAAAUGUAAUAUUUGUGACUACUCAUUUAGUAUCAGCUCUAAUCUUACAAGGCAUUUAAAAACACAUGUACACGCAGCAAAGGGAGGCAAAUUUAAAUGUGAUUUAUGUGACCGUACAUUCCGAGCAAAGAGUUAUCUUAUAAAACAUGUAAGCGGGCAUUUAGAAUAAAUACCAUUUCAGCUGGAUUUAUGUCAAGGAAUAUUGAGGAAAAAAAAACACUUAGAAUUACUAUGAUAUUUCUUCCUGUUUUAUAUUCAGGAUAAAACAUUUCUUCACAGAUUUAAAGAUCCGUAUCAAUGCCAUAGAUUUGCAUCCAAUUUUUUGCAGUGAUUAAACCUCUAACAUUCUUGCAUUGUCCUUGUUUUACUAUCAAGAACUGUGGCCCUCAAUGUUUUCAAACUGUCAAGAACUGUGGCCCCUGUUUUCAAGCAAUCAAGAAUACAUGUGGCCAUUGUUUUCAAACUAUUUCAAGAACUGUGGCCCUUGUUUUCAAGCUAUCAAGAACUGUGGCCCUUGUUUUCAAGCUAU
Ruditapes philippinarum (Manila clam) is the source of this 1073-nucleotide messenger RNA. RefSeq names its product zinc finger protein 454-like. Bases 9 to 713 code for a protein of 234 amino acids. The record is from RefSeq and is a predicted model, not a curated record. The transcript has a single exon. Lineage: Eukaryota; Metazoa; Mollusca; Bivalvia; Venerida; Veneridae.